AUGCAGACUCCCGCUCAUGAGCGGAGACAAUCAGCAAGGACAUUAUCCCUCACCAAGCUCUGCCGCAAAGCAUGCCAUCCCUUCGGUCCAUCAGAAGCUGGGACUGUUGCCCAUCAAGCUGCGGUAUACGACUCGAGUCGUCCUGAACCGCUGGGUUCGAACAUCAUCGCAGCACACUGGAAGACCACCAGUAAGAUCAUCGCGCGUUUUCGCUCAUCAUCUGUCAAGGUACCAAAGACAAGUGUAGAAGUUCGUGCUGAACCGCAUCAUCGCACGGCUCGAGUGCCUCCAUCGGCUUUGGCGACGUUCACUUUCCCGAAGAAUCGUCUGACAAACCCGCGCCACUCGUCAAUAGAUGGUGAAUCUCGUCGUCAUUCUUGUCCACCUCCAGGCAGGAGAGUUUCUGUACGAUUCCUCAGUCCGGAGAGGCUUGCGACACAGGUGGACGGUCCUGCUGUAGACACUCUCAAUACCACAGCGGCCCCUUCAAACUUGGAUGAGGCUUGCUCAGACACACAGAUCAAUCGAUUGGCGAGGCAGCUGAGCGCCUUGGGUACGAAGCUAACAUCGAGCAACCACAGUGAGACUGUAAUCCGUCGUAAGCAGUCAAGCGCAAGACCAAAACUCCCAUUUAUCGAUACCAACCCCGAAAGGAUUUUGAGCAAAAACGCGCAAGAUGGACGCGUAUCACAGAGCACAAUCCCAUCCCUGCCCUCGAAAACUCGUGCCUCGAAUUUUGUUUGGUCACCCAGAAGCGCAGCCUCAACCGCAUGCACAUCACUUACCUCGCCCGACUCUGCUAGCUCUGGCGUCGGUAAACUAUUGAAUACAGGGCAGCAAACUUCGAUUGAAGCCUGUAUCCAGGCUGGCGAGGAGAGUGUGCUCCCUGUGAUUGACGAAGAUCGUCGUCGGGUGUUACGAAUUCCUGUCCUGGACGCGCCAAUCAUCAACUCGCCUACAAUUGCUACAGUUGAGAAAACAGCUGCAGCCAAAUGUGCAUUGGAGAUUCAUUUUCAAGAGCUUUUGUUUGAGCCUCAUACACCUCGCUCGCUUCGACGAGAAAGAUUUGAGAAGCGCAUCUUCGAAUUAGGCCUACCUAAUGAGCAGCGUCUUUCCGCUAGAAGGCAUUGGAUUCGCGCUGAAAGCGACCACCUCCGUCAAAUGCGCAUCUUGAAGUCGAGCUCGCUUGCUCGCCAGAGCAGCAAAGGUAUCUCCAUCGCAGGCUUCGAUGUCAUCCGUGUCCUUGGCAAAGGCAGCUUUGGCGUCGUUCGGCUGGUCACUGAACGCGUCAGAAGUUCUAUACGAGUCGUCAGCGCAGACAUGUUCAAAUCCGACGAGAGACGUGCCGGUGAUUUCGAUACAAAUAGUUCGAUUAAUAACAUCGCUAACAUGGACGGCACCGCCAAACGGGCUGUCCCGACAGGACAACCGCUCACAGAUGUCUUUGCCAUGAAGGUCAUUCGUAAAUCGGACAUGCUACGCGCGCGCCAAGAAGGUCAUCUUCGGGCAGAACGCGACUUCUUGGUCGGCGCAGAGGGCUCUCGAUGGAUAGUGCCUCUGAUCGCCAGCUUUCAGGACAGCACUAAUCUAUAUCUUGUCAUGGAAUACAUGAUCGGCGGCGACUUCCUUGGCCUCCUAACACGUGAGGAUGUACUCGAAGAGGCUGUAGCUCAAUGGUAUUGUGCUGAGAUGAUCUUGUGCAUCGAAGAAGCUCACCGCAUGAAAUGGAUUCAUCGCGAUAUCAAACCUGAUAACUUCCUCAUCAGUGCGUCGGGACAUUUGAAGAUUUCCGACUUCGGUCUUUCCUUUAGCGGACACUGGGCACAUAGCCAAUCAUAUUACAACAUUCAACGAGAAAGUCUUCUCGAGAGCCUCGAGUUGACAAUUGACGGCGACGAGCAAGAUGUGUCCGAGCAGCAGAUGUUUGAUGAGGAAGACGAUUUUCGCACAGGUCAUUUGCAUCGCCGCUCGCCAGGCUCCUCUGGCAGCAAGCGACCUACUUUAGCUGCAUACCGUGAAGGCCUGCUCCCGUAUCGCAAUCGCACAGAGCGGCGUCGUUUGGCUCGAAGUAUGGUGGGAACUACUCAAUAUAUGGCGCCCGAAAUUCUUCUUGGGCACGCCUACGAUGGUCGUUGUGACUGGUGGAGCGUCGCCAUCAUUCUUUACGAAUGUCUUUACGGCCACACGCCCUUUUACUGCGCCGAGGAUCGGCACCGCACCAAGGUUAACAUAAUCUCCCAUCGCAGGACUCUGCACUUCCCGACGAGGCCGCCACGUAUUUCGCGUCCAACUGCGACGAACCCGCUGGCACGUAGGUGUCUACCUCCUCCGAGCGAUGAUGCCGUCGACCUGCUGCGCUCCAUCCUGACGGAUAAGGAGAUGCGCCUGAGUUCACGACAGUAUCGGCAUACAGAAGCACGGCUCGCGCAACGACUGUCAGCGACAGCGUCAACUUCUGCAAACCUCAGCCGAGCACUGUGUAACCAUCCCUCUGUGUGCCACGUCUAUGCUAACGACGCAGCUGAGAUCAAGGCCCACCCGUUCUUUGAUGGCAUUGAUUGGGAGCAACUGCAUCUCCAAACGCCACCAUUCGUGCCACGCGUGCGGGAGCAUCAGUCAAUCACGAAAUACUUUGAGAAUGAGCAGGACAUAUUGCGUGAUGCAAAUGAUUCCUCCAGCAUUGCUGACGACGCAGCUGGAUCUGAUAGCGAUCUAGACGACGACGAAUGUGCUUCUACUGGUCACAAUGAUGGCAGGGAUCAAGAACGCAAUCUCGCAUUGGCUGACCAAUCGCCAAACAAAAAAGACGAAAUCCGAUGUGAUGCGCAGCAGCGUUCGAAUGCAACGCCUCCGAAGACCACUUUCCAACCCACGAGACAAGUUCCCGUUGACAAAGAUGAGACGCGCCCUCGUGCUCGAGGGCAACCGAAUAAAUCAGCAUCACCACCUCUAGAUCGCUACCGGCCAAAGAAACUUCUGAAACGUGCCCGUGACAAAGUCCUCCGCGAUCCCAACACCGCGCACAUCGUUCUCGACGUGCGCAAGAAAAAUGCUUUCUUUGGGUACACGUAUCGUCGACCAAAACCUCUGCCCCUGCUUGAGUACGAAGGCCGUUGGGGUCUCGCCUCUGUAUUUCGACAACCAGCAAAUUACACUUCUACAUCGUCGACGCAGGGUUAG
Messenger RNA from Dissoconium aciculare CBS 342.82, 3180 nucleotides. Its product is annotated as kinase-like protein. Lineage: Eukaryota; Fungi; Ascomycota; Dothideomycetes; Mycosphaerellales; Dissoconiaceae. The transcript has 2 exons. The record is from RefSeq and is a predicted model, not a curated record. Gene Ontology annotation, biological process: peptidyl-serine phosphorylation; intracellular signal transduction. Gene Ontology annotation, molecular function: protein serine/threonine kinase activity; ATP binding. Bases 1 to 3180 code for a protein of 1059 amino acids.